Messenger RNA from Sebastes umbrosus (honeycomb rockfish), 1458 nucleotides. RefSeq names its product forkhead box D1 (gene foxd1). The coding region runs from base 389 to 1393 and encodes 334 amino acids. The record is from RefSeq and is a predicted model, not a curated record. NCBI's taxonomy places the organism in Eukaryota, Metazoa, Chordata, Actinopteri, Perciformes, Sebastidae. The transcript has a single exon. Gene Ontology annotation, biological process: regulation of transcription by RNA polymerase II; anatomical structure morphogenesis; cell differentiation. Gene Ontology annotation, molecular function: RNA polymerase II cis-regulatory region sequence-specific DNA binding; DNA-binding transcription factor activity, RNA polymerase II-specific.
AAAAUAAAACAAUAAAUAAAGAAAACUUAAAAAAAAAAAACUUUUAAAAAAAAACAACCUAACUGGGCAAGAUCAAUAUCAUGUGACUGUGUGUGUGUGCGCUUGUUUCCUCCACCCAUGUGAUCAGGGCGGUGGUAUAAAAACCAGGAGAAGAUCCGCCCACUAUGUGAUUCAAGGUUUGGCCCGUUUGCCGGCACAUUUUAUCCCUCAGUAAAGCAUCAACGGGACUGUUCGUUUAGUCGGCGAAUAAAGAAACCCUGAAAACAUAUGGAAAUAGCGAGCAAACAGGGUAUAUGAGUUGCUGAAGAGAGAGAGAGAGAGAGAGAGCUUUUGCGCAUCUCAUCAUCUUCCUCAUCUGGAGCGCGCGGCUGUGUGGUGUGGUGGAGCCAUGACUCUGAGCUCAGAGAUGUCGGAUGCCUCCAUCCUUUCGGAAGAGACCGACAUAGACGUGGUGGGAGAAGAUGGAGAUGGAGAUGGAGACAACCAGACGCGCUCCUCCUACGUGGACGAGGUGGCACAGCUGCACGGUUCCUCUCCUCCUCUUCCUCUGGACACCUCCACCUCAUCCUCCUACAACAAGCCUGCAUGCAAGAACACCCUGGUGAAGCCUCCUUACUCCUACAUCGCCUUAAUCACCAUGGCCAUCCUGCAGAGCCCCAAGAAGCGCCUCACUCUCAGCGAGAUCUGCGACUUCAUCAGUAACCGUUUCCCCUACUACAGAGAGAAGUUCCCAGCAUGGCAGAACUCCAUCAGACACAACUUGUCUCUAAAUGACUGCUUCGUGAAGAUCCCCAGAGAGCCAGGGAACCCAGGUAAAGGCAACUACUGGACCUUGGAUCCGGAGUCUGCAGAUAUGUUCGACAACGGGAGCUUUCUGCGCAGGAGGAAGCGCUUCAAGAGGCAGCAGGCGCAGGACUUGCUGCUGCGGGAACACGGAGGCUUUAUCCCCGCAGCCGCUGCAGCUGCGUACGGGUACGGACCGUACGGCUGCGGAGGAUAUGGCAUCCAGCUGCAGUCCUAUCAUACGCACAAUGCACUUUUUGCAUUGCAGCAGCAACAACAGCACUCCAGGCAUGCACAUGCACACGCACAAACCCUUAUCCCUGCACCGUCUUUGAUGCACACCACCACCACGGACUGCAGGAGUAGGUUUUACCCGCAGAUCAGCUCCAGUCUGCAGGCUGCAGCAGCCAGCGUGCAUGCUGCAGCAGCACCGGUGCACAAGUCCAGCUCUCCUGUGCAGAGGUCUCCUUUCUCCAUAGAGAGCAUCAUAGGAGGGUCUAUGAGCCCCUCCAGGACUUCUCCAUCCUCUCUGGGGCCUCCAGUUUUACACCCAGUAGAAAACUUUCCCAACACCAACACCAACACCAACAGACUUGUGAGCGACUGUUAAAAAUGUCUUAACAACAAAACUUUUUCAAGAAACUUAAAAAAAAAAACAGCAACAAAAACACCCCC